Messenger RNA from Ctenopharyngodon idella (grass carp), 4699 nucleotides. It is a transcript of the gene man1a1, whose product is annotated as mannosidase, alpha, class 1A, member 1. NCBI's taxonomy places the organism in Eukaryota, Metazoa, Chordata, Actinopteri, Cypriniformes, Xenocyprididae. Gene Ontology annotation, molecular function: calcium ion binding; mannosyl-oligosaccharide 1,2-alpha-mannosidase activity. The transcript has 12 exons. Gene Ontology annotation, cellular component: endoplasmic reticulum; Golgi membrane; extracellular exosome. Bases 240 to 2105 code for a protein of 621 amino acids. The record is from RefSeq and is a predicted model, not a curated record. Gene Ontology annotation, biological process: N-glycan processing; carbohydrate metabolic process.
UCCUUCCGUUCCGCCAACGAGACUUUACACAGAUGUGUUUCAGGCGUGAUCAGUUGAGGCGGUGGGACUCCUCCGUUCGCACAGUGGGAUCAACUUAUUUCAAAGGAUCUACCGUGCCCUAUUCGGACACCUUGAGUUCAAUGUAACAGGUAUCGUAAGCAGCGUAGGUCAAGGUGAUCGGGGAGUUACUUUGUUGUAGAAUUGAGCCUAUUUAGUCGGGUUUUUAAACGCAGAAGAAAAUGCCUGUAGCUUCUCUUCUGCCUUUCACGGCCACUCCGAAUAGGAAGUCCGCCAGCCCGACCUCCUUCAGGCUCACGGAGAAAUUUAUCUUGCUUUUAGUGUUCAGCGCCUUUAUCACCCUGUGUUUCGGAGCUAUCUUCUUCUUGCCGGAUUCCUCUAAGCUGCUCAGCGGAGUUUUCUUCCGCUCGUCCUCGGUGGAGGCAGAGACGCGCACAGGUACGGUCAGUGACAUGAGCACCGGGACGGGCAAGGAUGAGAAGAUCCUGGCCAAGAUUAGAAAAGACCACGAAAAGGCUCUGAUCGAGGCUAAAGACACCCUACAGAAACGGCCGGACGAGAUCAAGCAAGACAUCAUCAGCGACAAGGAGAAAGUUGCGCAAAAUGGACAGAUCAAAGGAGCGAAAGGUGACAGUUUGCCGUUCGUUCAAUACGUGCGGCCGCCUGGAGCAACAGGGCACGAGCCCGCGGAUCCUGACAUUAAAGAUAAAAGAGCCAAGAUAAAAGAGAUGAUGCAGUUUUCUUGGGAAAAUUACAAGCGCUACGCCUGGGGCUCCAAUGAGCUGCGUCCUGUCUCUAAGCAAGGCCACUCCAGCAAUUUGUUUGGUAGUCUCAAAGGAGCCACUAUUGUGGAUGCACUGGACACGCUCUACAUUAUGGAGAUGUAUGACGAAUUUGAUGCUGCUACCGAGUGGGUGGAAAGGAACCUAGACUUUAACAUGAAUGCCGAAAUCUCUGUCUUUGAAGUGAACAUCCGUUUUGUUGGAGGCCUGCUGUCCGCCUAUUAUCUCUCAGGCAAAGAGGUGUUCAGGAAAAAAGCUGUUGAACUAGGAGAGAAGCUGUUGCCGGCUUUUAAGACCCCGACUGGCAUCCCUUGGGCUCUCCUCAACCUAAAGAGUGGGAUCGGCAGAAACUGGCCAUGGGCGUCAGGAGGAAGCAGCAUUCUCGCCGAAUACGGGACACUGCAUUUGGAGUUCAUGCACCUCAGUGCACUUUCCGGGAGACCAGUUUUUGCUGAGAAGGUAAUGAACAUCAGAAAGGUGCUGAAUCGGCUAGACAAACCUCAAGGAUUGUACCCGAAUUAUCUGAACCCUAACAGUGGACAGUGGGGCCAGCAUCACGUCUCAGUUGGAGGCUUGGGGGACAGUUUCUAUGAGUACCUGCUGAAGGCCUGGCUCAUGUCAGACAAAAGUGACGAGGAGGGAAAGAAGCUUUACUACGAUGCCCUGCAGGCAAUUGAAAAGAAUUUGAUCCGAAAGUCAAGCGGAGGGUUGACGUACAUCGCAGAAUGGAAAGGCGGACUCCUGGAGCAUAAGAUGGGUCACUUGACCUGCUUCGCCGGUGGUAUGAUCGCUUUAGGGGCAGACGGAGCCCCCGAUGAUAAGACAGGUCACCAGAUGGAACUCGCGGCUGAGAUCGCCCGCACGUGUCACGAGUCUUACACACGAACAAGUAUGAAGCUGGGUCCCGAGGCGUUCCGUUUCGACGGCGGCGUGGAGGCCAUCGCCACUCGACAAAAUGAGAAGUACUUCAUCCUGAGGCCGGAGGUCAUCGAAACAUACAUGUACAUGUGGAGGUUCACCCACGACCCCAAAUACAGGCAAUGGGGCUGGGAGGCGGUACAGGCUCUGGAGAAGUACUGCAGGGUGGAAGGGGGUUACAGCGGAGUAAGAGAUGUCUACGCCAACACUCCCAACCAUGAUGACGUGCAGCAGAGCUUCUACCUGGCUGAAACACUCAAGUAUUUGUAUCUCCUGUUCUCAGACGAUGACCAUUUGCCCUUCGAUAACUGGGUGUUCAACACGGAGGCCCAUCCUCUUCCCGUCAUUAAGAAACAGAGCCCAGAAUUAGCCAACCAUCUCAAGUAAUCUUCAUCCCACCCCAAAGCACCACUGAAACAUAACUUCCUGGAUCUUCUUUAACAGUGGACAAGAGCUAUGGGUGCGAAACCCCUUGGCUGGAGAGUUCCUGUCCUCCAGGACUUCUGCUGGAGUUUCAUGUGUUUCUCCACAGCCCUCUCUCCUCUGCCGUCUCUUCUAGGGAUUCUGCAUGCUGCCCCUGUCCUCUCUCUCUCUCUCUCUCUCUGUCCCUGACACUCUGGACAUGUCUCUGAGCCUCAGAGACCCAGAAGGACCAUAUUUCCUCUGUGAGGAGACCAGAUCGUUUUCCAUCGUAUUUGCCCUCUCACACACUUUAUAAAGCCAUAGGUAACUCAAAGUUGCAUCUAUGUCCUUUUGUGUUUCUUGCAUCAUGUGCGUUUACAGAAGCGAAGAUAUGAGAUAUCCACCGAACUUCGCCGUCUCUUGCUGUCUAUUUCUUUCGGGGUGAUGUUUGGUUCGGUAUUUCGAGGCUUUAUUCAACAGGUAGUGAAACCAAGUCAACUAGUGCCUUUUUAGUCUGAUCAAUUUAGUCAAGUUUUAAUAGCAACGCUCUAUUUUUAUUUUCACUCUGACCAAGAGCUUCAUCCUACCUGGCUUAACCUUGUCAUGAACAUAAGAAUCAGUGGUUUAUCAUUAAUUCCUCUACAUUCGUGAGCUUACUUUGUUACAUAAAAUGUAUACAAAAUGUGUUUUAAUUGUUUACUUAAUCAAUGGAGGAAGAGGAAGACAUGUAAAAUAGAGUACUUUGUGUUAAUUUAUUCCUCAAGAUGUAGGGUUCUUUGUCUUUUUUCAUUGUGAAGGGCAGAAAACUAUGGAGCCUCUAAUGGGAAAAAAUAUUAAAUGAAAAAUAAUAGUUCAAUGCCUUUGCGUUCGCCAGCAAAACUUUUGCGUUCUCUCGCAAAACUAUUACGUUUCCCUGAGAAUCUUUGCUGUUGCCCGCAAAAGCAUUGAAUUAUAGUUUUUCCUUCCAUCCCAUAAUGAAAGUUUUGCAAAUGAAUGAAGAAUUUCUUGGGGGAGUUUUGUAAGCAAACACAAGUUUUGUAAGAGAGCGCAAAAAAUGUUGACGCGAACACAAAAGUUUUGCGAGAGAACUCAAAAGCAUUGAAAUUUAAGCAUUUAACCAUCACCAUGUCCCUUUAGGGGCUCCGUAGGAAACAGCGAUGAAGCUGCUCAAAUCCGUUGGGAAAGUUUUAUUAGGACAUGGGCAGCAUUAGUCAAAAAGGGGAGUGAAUAUGUGUAUGAAUGUACCACCAAAUGUGAAUUGAACAUACUUUGGCCUAGUUGUUGUGAUUUUAUCAUUUUAUCUGUUUCUUUCUUUUGAUUUAACAUGAAAGCACAAAUUUUUGAAUCAGUAUAUUCGGGUUCUCCAUGUAGAAAUGAAUAGGAAUAUUACUGUAGGACAAUGUGACAGCACAAGUAAAGAAUUUCGAUGGAAAAAGAUGGAAACCAAUGAAUGCAAAGCAGUCCAUUGCACUGGAUACAACACACAGGAAACUAAUAAGAAAAAAAUCUGACACAUUGGUGUUCAUAUAUAUCACUACAUGUAUUACACAUUACAUAGCCACAUUCCAGUUCAUGGAAUUCCCAUCUUAUUGGUAUGUUUUUUUGGAAAAUGACACUUUAAGCUUGAGGUUUGAGUGGCAGGAUGUGACUGACUGAAGGUUUGUUGCUAGCGUCUACAUUUUGGCAGUGUUUCCAAAACUAAAAAAGAAAAGAAAAAGAAAAGAAAAAAAAAAACUGAACCACCCUGCUUAACUAGUACGGUGUGGUGCUUUAACCAAUGUAUUAUACUGGUGGAUCUACAUAGAAAAAAAAAUACCUCACAGAGGUUCCUCUCUUGAGGCCGGCGACUGCAACACUUGACAUGGUAUUUCUCUGCUAUAUGUGUGCUAGCAAACAGCGUACUAGGAACCGUAAUAUAUGAAAGUAAUGUCAUCUCGAGGAAGGCCCAUCAUAAAACACUGUGACACUGUAGAUAAGACAUCGCGUUCACUGUAUUCAUGAUACUGCGAAUCUAAACGAUGUUUAGCACUGCCGCGGCUUAGCGCGGACUAGCGCUUUGUGCUGUCUCUGUAGUGAAAGUGAUUCCUCAAGCUGUGACUGAGAAUCCGCAGCGACAGUAGGGAACAGACGUUUCCUCGCAUCUGGUUGCGAUACGCAGAAUAGGAGAUGUGCUUUUCAGAUUUAAAAAUUUGUCGUUUAAAUAUUGUGUUGAUGAUCUUGCAUAGAAAAUGCCUUUUUUCGUUUGUGAUUCUUGUUGUUUGUUAUUUCUUCAUGAGACAACCUCAGAAAUGUAACUGUACAAUAUUGCUGAUAAUCAUUCCAUUGCACAUAGUCUGAUUUGUUUUGUUUUUUCUUUAAUAUAUAUGCAAUUAAUUUUGUGGGAAAUUGUUUGGUUUUAUUUCUUUUUCUUUAAUUUGUUUUUUUAAUUGUACAUAUUUCAUUCUGGCAAACUGCCAGCCAUCAUUUAUAUAAAUCUUAUGAUCUUAUCAUGUAAUAAAUUAUAUUAAAGAGCAGCAAAAGUUUUUGAUAAACUAUAUUUGUUACACUUCAAUUGUGAAUAAAACAAUCUUUUAAUAUAA